Molecule: messenger RNA, 984 nt
Organism: Lactuca virosa
Lineage: Eukaryota; Viridiplantae; Streptophyta; Magnoliopsida; Asterales; Asteraceae
Source: the annotation of a GenBank genome assembly
AUGACCAUGAACCUCGCAACAUACUCGCAUAAAAGUAAAACCGUUCGACAUUAUUUCGAUAUUCAAAGAUCAUCAUUGACAAAUAUUAGAUAUUUUCCUAUAAGUCGUUCUGACCCCAAAUCUCAACCUCGCUGGCUUGCCGCUGCUUCUGGUUGUCGGCAGAUUCGCCGUUCACGCUCUACUCCCUUCAUCCACCUCACAAAUGGCGAAAAUGACCACAACAUGAGCAGCUAUGGAGAAGAGCUUUCUAAAUUCCAUUGAAAUCUAAACCAAGCCAGUGAAGAUGGCAAGUCAUGGCAAUCUACACAAACUUUGUCUUGAUCGAUGAAAAUCUUUGAGUGAUUAACUCCCAGGAACCCUUUCUUAUGCUAUAAACCUCAACUUGCAGCCACUCUUUACAACAGUACCUAAAUAGGCUGCUAAUAUCGGGUCCGGUGGUUCCAGAAGGCUUUGUAAGCUUAACAACUUUGUAAUCAUUAAUUUCGGUUUCAAACCAGGGAAAAUAAUUUUUGAUCGAAUAAUGACCAUGUGAGGGCACAUAAUAUUUUGGUUUGAUACCAAAACUGAUGAUUGCAAAGUUGUUAACCUUGCAAACUUUCUCGAACCAUCAAUCCAACAUGGACCCGACAUUAGCAGACUAUUUAGGCAUAAAGGGUGGCUGCAAGUUGAGCUUUAUAGCACGUGAAAGGGUUCCUGGGAGUAAAUCACUGGAAGGUUUCCGUUGAACCUCACAAGGAUUUACUAUUAAGAUGGAUUUGUGUAUAUGGGCAUGAUGGUUCAUUGGAUUGGUUAUAGUGUGAUUUGGAGGAGUGGAAUUCAGAUAUAUUUGUUUUUUCUGUUUUAACUAGUUUGUAUGAUGUUAUGUUGUCAUUUUUGGCUACUUAUUUUGUCUUUUGUUGUAACUAUUUUUAAGGAUGCUACAUUUAUUGAUUACGUUAUAAUACUUUAUAGUUUAUAUAUUCCCAUGGUACUUUUAUCUUUCAA